AUGGCAGAGGAACAACAACAGCCGCCACCACAGCAGCCUGAUGCCCAUCAGCAGCUUUCCCCCAGCGCCCCUAACUCGGGGGUGGCUCUGCCAGCCCUUGUGCCAGGGCUGCCAGGGACAGAGGCCAGCGCGCUGCAACACAAGAUCAAGAACUCCAUCUGCAAAACUGUACAAUCUAAAGUGGACUGCAUUUUGCAAGAAGUUGAGAAGUUUACAGAUCUAGAGAAACUCUACCUCUACCUUCAGCUGCCUUCUGGUCUCAGCAAUGGAGAGAAAAGUGAUCAGAAUGCCAUGUCAUCUAGUCGAGCACAGCAAAUGCAUGCUUUUUCCUGGAUUCGAAAUACCUUAGAGGAACAUCCUGAGACUUCACUACCCAAACAGGAAGUCUAUGAUGAGUACAAGAGCUAUUGUGACAAUCUUGGUUACCAUCCGUUAAGUGCUGCUGACUUUGGAAAGAUAAUGAAAAAUGUCUUUCCAAAUAUGAAGGCACGUCGCCUGGGCACAAGAGGCAAAUCUAAAUAUUGCUACAGUGGAUUAAGGAAAAAAGCUCUUGUUCAUAUGCCAACACUGCCCAACCUUGACUUUCACAAAACUGGAGAUGGGUUGGAAGGAGCUGAACCUUCUGGGCAGCUUCAAAAUAUUGAUGAAGAAGUUAUCUCUUCUGCUUGCCGUCUUGUGUGUGAAUGGGCCCAGAAAGUGUUAAGCCAACCAUUUGACACAGUUUUGGAAUUAGCCAGAUUCCUUGUAAAAAGUCACUAUAUAGGUACCAAGUCAAUGGCAGCUCUAACUGUAAUGGCAGCAGCACCAGCAGGAAUUAAAGGUCUUACCCAGCCUUCUGCAUUUAUACCUACAGCUGAAAGUAAUACCUUUCAGCCUCAGAUGAAGACUUUGCCAUCUCCUAUUGAUGCUAAACAGCAGUUGCAACGGAAAAUCCAAAAAAAGCAGCAAGAACAGAAACUACAGUCUCCUUUGCCAGGAGAAUCCUCAGCAAAAAAAUCAGAAGGCGCUACAACUAACGGAGUCACUAAUCUUUCCAAUGGAAAUCCUGCAAUUCUUUCUCCUCAGCCAAUUGGUAUCGUUGUGGCAGCUGUCCCCAGUCCCAUACCGGUCCAGCGGACCAGGCAGUUGGUAACUUCUCCAGGUCCAGUGAGUUCUUCUGAUGGCAAAGUUCUUCCCCUCAACGUACAGGUGGUCACUCAGCACAUGCAGUCUGUGAAACAGGCACCAAAGACUCCUCAGAAUGUCCCAGCAAGUCCUGGGGGGGAUCGUUCAGCUCGACACCGUUACCCUCAGAUCUUACCCAAACCAGCCAACACCAGUGCACUCACCAUCCGCUCUCCAACUACUGUCCUCUUUACUAGCAGUCCCAUUAAAACUGCUGUUGUGCCUGCUUCACACAUGAGUUCUUUGAAUGUGGUGAAAAUGACAGCAAUAUCUCUCACACCCAGCAACAGUAGUGCUCCUCUUAAACAUUCUGCCUCAGUAAACAGUGCUACAGGAACUACAGAAGAAUCAAGGCCUGUUCCACAGAUCAAGAAUGGUUCUGUGGUUUCACUUCAGUCUCCUGGGUCAAGGACCAGCAGUGCUGGGGGAUCUUCUGCUGUGGAAGUUAAAAUGGAACCUGAAAUAUCAUCAGAUGAACAUCCUGCCCAGUGCCAAGACAACUCUGAUGGGACUAAAGCUCCUAAAACACCACCUAGUGCUCUUUUGGGGCAGAAAAGUAAUACUGAUGGCGUAGUACAAAAACCUUCACAUGAAGGGAUCAUUGAAAUAAAAGCAACUAAAGCCUGUGACCAGAGGACCAAAUGUAAAAGUCGCUGUAAUGAAAAUCUGCCAGCCACUUCACCCGGCAAUAAUCAAAGCACUGUCACUCUCUCAGUUGCCGCUCAGAACUUAACUUUCACCAGCACCAGCUCACCAUCUAAUGGUGAUUCAAUAAAUAAAGAUCCUAAAUUAUGCACUAAAAGUCCAAGAAAGCGACUCUCUUCUACAUUACAAGAGUCGCAGGUGCCUCCUGUAAAGAAACCAAUUGUGGAACAGCUUUCUGCAGUAAACAUAGAAGGUCAGAAACCAGGCAGUGUUAAGAAGGACCAAAAGGUUCCACAUUCAGGGAAAACUGAAAGCUCUACAGCAGGUGCUCAGAUUCCUAGCAAAGGAUCAAUCAAUUCACACGUAGUGGCAAGUCAACCCUUGAAUUCUUCUGCUCUUGCUUCCAGUGACUCAGCUUUGGAACCUCCAACAACACCAUCAUCAUCUCCGGAUAUAAAAGUAAAACUUGAAGGGAGUGUCUUUCUCUUGGACAGUGAUUCAAAAUCAAAUGGCAGCUUUAAUCCCAAUGAAUGGCAACAGGUCACUAAGGAUUCUGAGUUUAUAUCUGCCAACUGUGAACAACAGCAAGAUAUCAGUGUUAUGACAAUUCCUGAGCACUCUGAUAUCAAUGAUUUAGAGAAAUCUGUUUGGGAAUUAGAAGGAAUGCCACCGGACACAUAUAGCCAGCAGCUACAUAGCCAGAUCCAAGAAUCAUCUUUGAAUCAAAUGCAAGCACAGACUUCAGAUCAGUUACCUCUGCAGUCCGAACUGAAGGAGUUUGAGUCUUCUGUUUCUCAGACAAACGAAAGCUACUUUCCUUUUGAUGAUGAACUUACACAGGAUAGUAUUGUUGAAGAGCUCGUGCUUAUGGAGCAGCAGAUGUCAAUGAACAAUUCUCAUUCUUAUGGUAACUGUUUAGGAAUGACCCUUCAGAGUCAGUCGGUAACUCCAGGAGCUCCAAUGUCAUCUCAUGCCUCCAGCACUCACUUCUAUCAUCCAAUCCAUAGUAAUGGCACUCCAGUCCACACCCCCACACCCACCCCUACUCCUACCCCAACCCCUACUCCUACCCCCACCCCAACAUCGGAAAUGAUUGCUGGGUCUCAGGGUCUAUCACGGGAGAGCCCAUGCUCCAGGCUAGCCCAGACUACACCUGUGGACAGUGCUUUAGGAAGUAGCCGACAUACACCUAUUGGUACUCCACAUUCUAACUGCAGCAGUAGUGUCCCUCCCAGCCCUGUUGAAUGCAGGAAUCCAUUUGCAUUUACUCCAAUAAGCUCUAGUAUGGCCUAUCAUGAUGCCAGCAUUGUCUCAAGCAGUCCUGUGAAACCAAUGCAAAGACCCAUGGCUACCCACCCCGACAAAACCAAGCUUGAAUGGAUGAAUAAUGGGUAUGGUGGGGUUAGUAAUUCAUCAGUUUCCAGUCAUGGCAUUCUCCCAAGCUAUCAGGAACUGGUGGAAGACCGGUUCAGGAAACCUCACGCUUUUGCUGUGCCUGGACAGUCUUACCAGUCUCAAUCCAGAUAUCAUGACAGUCAUUUUGGUCGUUUGACUCCUGUCUCUCCUGUGCAGCAUCAGGGUGCCACUGUAAAUAACACCAACAAACAGGAGGGUUUUGCAGUCCCUGCCCCUCUUGAUAAUAAAGGAACUAAUUUGUCUACCAGCAGCAACUUCAGAUGCCGGAGUGUAAGCCCUGCUGUUCAUCGCCAACGAAAUCUUAGUGGAAGCACUCUCUAUCCAGUAUCUAAUAUUCCACGAUCUAAUGUGGCCCCCUUUGGAAGUCCAGUAACCCCAGAAGUUCAUGUUUUCACUAAUUCUCACACAGACACAUGUGCCAAUAACAUCGCUCAAAGAAGUCAGUCUGUUCCUUUGACAGUCAUGAUGCAAACAGCCUUCCCAAAUGCGCUUCAGAAGCAAACAAACAGUAAAAAGAUAACCAAUGUUUUGUUGAGUAAACUUGAUUCUGACAACGAUGAUGCAGUGAGGGGUUUGGGGAUGAACAACUUGCCCUCCAACUACACAGCCCGGAUGAAUCUCACUCAGAUUUUAGAAACUUCCACUGGUUUCCCUAGUGCCAACCCGCAGAAUAUGAUUGAUUCCAGCACUUCUGUCUAUGAAUUCCAAACACCAUCUUACCUCACCAAAAGUAAUAGCACCGAUCAGAUCAACUUUUCUCCUGGAGAUAAUCAAGCACAAUCAGAAAUUGGAGAGCAACAAUUAGAUUUCAAUAGCACUGUUAAAGACCUGUUGAGUGGAGACAGCUUGCAAACCAACCAGCAACUGGUAGGUCAGGUAGCAUCUGAUCUCACUAAUACUGCGUCUGAUUUCUCUAACGACAUCAGAUUGUCUUCUGAGCUCUCAGGCAGCAUCAAUGAUUUGAACACGUUAGAUCCAACUCUACUGUUUGAUCCAGGUCGUCAGCAGGGACAAGAUGAUGAAGCUACACUGGAAGAAUUAAAGAAUGACCCGUUAUUUCAGCAAAUUUGCAAUGAAUCCAUGAACUCCAUGACUUCAUCAGGUUUUGACUGGAUAGAAAGCAAGGACCAUCCUACUGUUGAAAUGUUGGGUUGAUUUGUGUUUUAUAAUAUGUAGCACACUGUAUCUAAAGACAUAUGUAUUGUAUUUGUCUUAAUGGAAGUGCCUCCGCAGCAGAAACACUUACUAUUAAUUGUGACAUUUUAAGAGUUUGCUGCAGAAGUGGUUUCUUCUUCAGUAGGAAAUGGUUAGACUUGCCUCAGUUCUUAACAGGUUUCUGAAGACAGUAGUCUGUAGAAGAACCAGUAUUAGGUUUUCAAUUUUGUAAUGUUCCCCAUUUAAUCACAUUGUUAGCUAGUUAACUAACCAGCUUUCACAAGAGCAGUCUAGAUUUUUAUUUUGUAUAAGUUGAUUUUUAUUCAUCUUUUGAUCUGCACAGAACUUAGAAGGAACCAUUGAAUUUAGGCAUAGGUUAUUUUUUUUGUUGUCGGUAUUUUAGUUGUGAAAUCAUAGCUGAGGUGAACUGCAGACAAGAAGGUCUUCCUUAAAACAGGGAUAAUAUUCAGGUUACAAAUAUUUAGGCUUGAAGCAUAAAGCUACUGUAGAAUGAAAAUCUCUAUAGGACUUUCUGGGGCUUCAGUACCAUUUAUAUCUACAAUGAAGGGCUUAAAUAGGACAAAAUAAUGGAAAAUUAAGUAUUCAUUUCAGGAAAGCAAAAGCUACAUGGAAAAAUCUUAAAAAAGAAAAGCUAGUAGCCACUUAAUAUGUGUGACCUUGCAUUGAGCUUCUUUUGAAAUGUUAAUUUUAGCUAAUAGACACAUACAUGAAACAAAAUUAAAUUCAAGUGCUCAAAUUUCAUAAAUACAAGCA
Molecule: messenger RNA, 5154 nt
Organism: Elephantulus edwardii (Cape elephant shrew)
Lineage: Eukaryota; Metazoa; Chordata; Mammalia; Macroscelidea; Macroscelididae
Gene: RFX7
Product: regulatory factor X, 7
Exons: 9
Coding region: 1-4380 (1459 amino acids)
Biological process (GO): regulation of transcription by RNA polymerase II
Molecular function (GO): RNA polymerase II cis-regulatory region sequence-specific DNA binding; DNA-binding transcription factor activity, RNA polymerase II-specific
Source: RefSeq, a predicted model, not a curated record